AAAUCGAUUUUAUGAUAGUGUGGACGGACAUCGAAGUUAAUGGCCUCCGGGACGUAUCCCACAGUGCUCUAGUGGCCGCUCUACACAGGUAAAGGUACUCUUCUGCUGGCCAGGUAAACAGGAAAAGCCCCGGGAACUUUGAAAUUCCAUUUCCUGCUUGCACAGCGUGGAGCUCUCAGCAGCAGAGAGUAGAAUGCAGUCUCCUGAAAAUAGGAAAAGAGCUCCAGCAUGGAGCACACAGGAGUUACUCGAUCUGAUAGCUGUAUGGGGAGAAGAGUCAGUGCUUUCAGAACUGCGCUCGAGCAGACGAAAUGAGAAAACCUUUGAAAAAAUUUCUAAUGCCAUGCGGGAGAGGGGACAUACCAGGGACUCGUUACAGUGCCAAGUGAAAGUGAAAGAGCUCAGACAGGUGUAUCAGAAGACCAAAGCAGCAAAGGGCAGGUCAGGCUCUGCCCCCAAAACAUGCCGGUUCUACGACGAGCUUAACGUAAUAUUGGGGAACAGCGCAACGACGAACCCCUCCUUGUCUGUGGAUUCAGAGGUGGGCGUAGUGAUUCCUGCCACUACGGAAGAUUUAUUUGAUGGCGAUGAUCAGUAUGAUGAGGACCAAGAGGAGGAGGCUCCAGCAGAGAGCACAGAGCAUUUUAUCCCCCCAAACAGCCAGGAUCUUUUCCUCACCCUUACUGAGGUUCCCUGCCAGCCAUCUCAAGGCAGUACUCCAGAAAAUGAAGCUGAGGGACCGUCCUCUGCUGCACAUUUCUCCAGCCUCCUUCUCGCUUCUCCUCUACGCUCUCAUCCAUUCCGAGGAGAGUUUUAUAAAAAGAGCUUGCACUCACAGAAUGAGUCACUAGAUUUUUCUGAAAGCAGCAAGAGCUAUCUGGGAGAGAAAGAGAGAUCUAAUGCUGAACCUGGUUAUCACAAUGUUUAUGUUAUGAAAUAUGUUCAAUGUCUCCUGUGGACGAGGUAG
Messenger RNA from Gopherus flavomarginatus (Mexican gopher tortoise), 967 nucleotides. Its product is annotated as zinc finger and SCAN domain-containing protein 29-like. The transcript has 3 exons. Bases 194 to 967 code for a protein of 257 amino acids. Lineage: Eukaryota; Metazoa; Chordata; Testudines; Testudinidae. The record is from RefSeq and is a predicted model, not a curated record.